AUGUUUAGCGCAUCAGCAGCAAUUGAUCAUCUGAACAAGCGUGAAAAUAAUACAAUUACGAUAUAUCACCAAACAUGGGCUAUUCGUCUGCUCAAUGAACGUCUUAAUAUGGACCCCCCAGCUUUAGAUUAUGCUUAUCCGCUAUUUCACGCCGUUACUGAUAAAGAUGUAGAUGGUAUCGUUGGACAGAGCUUCGGCGAUAGCCCAUCAGAAGGGCUUGAUAAAAAUGCUGCUCUUGACACCGAAGCCACUGAGGGAUGGAAUAGGACCGCUACUUGGUAUUAUAAAACUAACCAUGCUCUCUCUCGCCUGCGUAUUCGACAUGCCCCCCGUCUGGGAUUGUCUACUGUCGGAUUCAGUUCGUCCAAGUUCCAUCCUCCGCAAUCUCAUCACUAG
This is a messenger RNA of Penicillium taxi, 396 nucleotides long. RefSeq lists its product as uncharacterized. The transcript is spliced from 3 exons. NCBI's taxonomy places the organism in Eukaryota, Fungi, Ascomycota, Eurotiomycetes, Eurotiales, Aspergillaceae. Bases 1 to 396 code for a protein of 131 amino acids. The record is from RefSeq and is a predicted model, not a curated record.